Molecule: messenger RNA, 309 nt
Organism: Macroventuria anomochaeta
Lineage: Eukaryota; Fungi; Ascomycota; Dothideomycetes; Pleosporales; Didymellaceae
Exons: 4
Coding region: 1-309 (102 amino acids)
Biological process (GO): mitochondrial electron transport, ubiquinol to cytochrome c
Source: RefSeq, a predicted model, not a curated record
AUGCACGUCCACGAGCCUGCCAGACCCGUCCAGGGCAAGUCGAUCGCCGCUUUUAGCCACCGCAGCCCGUACAAGGCUUAUAGGAGCCCUUUUGGUCCUCAGUACACCAUCCAGCGCAACUUCCACGGCAUCACCACCCGCACCCUGAUCAAGGCCGGUACCCUCGCAGCUGGUUUCGGCGGCGUUGCCGGUUUCUUCGCCCUGUUCUUCUUCGCCGAGGUCCCCAAGGUUCGCGACGACAUUAUGAUGAGGACUCCUCUGGGCGGUUUCUUCAAGAAGGAGAUUGCGCCUGAGGACAACCCUUUCUAA